Molecule: messenger RNA, 1168 nt
Organism: Cucurbita maxima (winter squash)
Lineage: Eukaryota; Viridiplantae; Streptophyta; Magnoliopsida; Cucurbitales; Cucurbitaceae
Exons: 6
Coding region: 166-972 (268 amino acids)
Source: RefSeq, a predicted model, not a curated record
CAUUUGAUUGCAAUCAUUCAUAACAAUCAAAAUAUAUCAAUUUGUGUGUAUAUAUAAUGAUCCUUACGAAAAUCCGAUUACAGGUUUUACAUUAAUUACCCUUCGAAGUUCCGUAGAAAAAAAGCUCUUCGAAGUUCAUUUGAUUGCAACCGAAGGUUUCUCCAGAUGAAGGGCGGCCAUGGCGCUCUGGAGGUGGCCAAGACGGUCAUGGAGGUCGCAGACGUGGCCUGGACUGCGAUUGAACGUUGUCAUCACCAUAAACCUAGCAACGAUGCCGCCGAGCGCAAUCUUACAGAGGAAGAACUGCUUGAGGCUCUGCGAUCGGAGAAUCGGAGAUUGAGGAAUUUGCUUGAGCAAAAUCUCGACCUCCUUCAGCAGCUAUCUGAAUCGCACUGCUUGUUGAAGGAUUGCCCCCCUGAUUUGUACGCUCGUCUCGUUGCGACAGUGGAUUCUGAAAAAUUCUUGAAUGAAAUUAAAUCCCUCAACGAAGCAUCAAAAGAUGGAAUUACCUAUGAGUUUCCUUUCAGGGAAACGACAGGAGCUGAUUCGCACACAGCUGAGAUUCUUGUGAAUGUUAGCCGCGAUGCACCCAGUUGGUGGAUAUGGGUUACUGAAGAUAUGGUUCCGAGUAAAGUUGAAGAAUGGAGUGGGAUUGAUGAUGAAAGCUAUGUGAUUGUAUCUGAAGAACAUGUGGUGGAUGCAGUUGCCCACUUCAUGGCUAGAUGUAUUAUGUCCAACCCGAAUACCCGGAACGUAUCACCUGAGGAGCUGCAGAAAACAAUAGCAAAAGCGCUGAAGGGUAUGGGCAGCAAAAUGGAAAAGAUGUUUGAAAUUUGGCAUGCUGGGCUGCUGUUUUAUUCCUUGGCCACUUGGGGACUUGCAUUGGCGGGCUUGUACCAGGGUCGUGCUAUAUUGAAACUGGCCGCCACUGGUGUUCACCAUACAAGCAAGGCGGUGAUGAAGGUGCUCUGAAGAAGCUAUGUCAACAAAUGUAAGAUAUUGUUUGGGGUUCAUUUUCCUGUUCAUUAUUCGUUCUAUCAAGUGAUGUAAAUAACUGUUAACAUUUCUUAUGGCAUUGUUUGUUUUUUCUUUUGAUUAUUCGUUCUUUUUAGUUGUGUUAAUUACGGUUAGAAUUGUAAAUCUUGUACAUAAACGUCAUUUCCAGUUC